Anisakis simplex (herring worm) is the source of this 384-nucleotide messenger RNA. The record is from the annotation of a GenBank genome assembly. Lineage: Eukaryota; Metazoa; Nematoda; Chromadorea; Rhabditida; Anisakidae.
GAUCCGACGGUAUGGAGUCAGAUUGAGAAGCCUUUAGUGGAGAUGCGCAUUGAGGAUAUCGUGAAACUGGUGAAACGGCUGGAAAUAGCAUCGGAUCGGGUGGAAAUAAUAAUCAACAGGAUCAGAUCGGCGAAUUUGAAUGGUUUGGUGUUGUACGCGUGCGAUUUGGGUGAGGUGCAGCAGACUCUGAAGCUGAGUUUGGGUGACUGGACCCUGUUGAAGCUUCUGAUCGAAACACUCCGUCAGUGGAAUUGCUCCACGGUAUCAAAUCAACAACAUACCUAUAACCCAGCCCUGAUCGCACCCCUCCCCACAAUGCCCCUAUCCACUUCUCUGGCCUCAAUUCAAGAGUGUAAACGAAAACUGACGGCACAGGUGAGUUAA